AUGGCGAGAAUUGUGACAAUCCCUAUGACAUCACUUAACACCCACUUGACAUAUGACAAUAUUUACUGUGCCCAGUGUCGUAAUGACUAUCUUACAGUAAAGAAUAGUUCUAUUCGAGUGUGUUCUGAUAGGUAUCUUCAGCUCAUUUCCGAAGUGCCAAAUGAGAAUAUAAAACUUCCUAUGUUUAUUAUCAGGGCCAUUUCCACAUGA
Molecule: messenger RNA, 210 nt
Organism: Mytilus californianus (California mussel)
Lineage: Eukaryota; Metazoa; Mollusca; Bivalvia; Mytilida; Mytilidae
Exons: 3
Coding region: 1-210 (69 amino acids)
Source: RefSeq, a predicted model, not a curated record